AUGGAAUUCAAUAUUGAAUCCCCAUUUUCAUUUGAGUUUGGAGAUGAACUAUUCCCUCUCCCCCCCAUCUCUCCCUUAGAGAAUACGAACAUUGCGUCCAAAAAGCCCAAAACAUGCAGCCGGAGACAGCCGCCGCCCAACACUUCCAACGACGAGAACCCCAACGAACAAAAGAGGAAGAAGAUUAUGCAUAGAGAUGUGGAGCGCCAAAGGAGACAGGAAAUGUCCUCUCUUUACUCCUCUCUUCGCUCACUUCUCCCUCUUGAAUACCUCAAGGGAAAGCGCUCUAUAUCCGACCACAUGCAUGAAACGGUUAAGUACAUUCAAUCUAUUCAGACAAGAAUCCAGCAACUGUCUAAUCAAAGAGACGAGCUGAAAAGCCUCUCCGGCGAGAAUAUGCCCGUCGGUGCAGUGGAAACGCUUAAUUCCUCACGGAGGGAUUCAGUGGUGGUGAGUUCGACAAAUGGAUUAGGAAUUCAAGUUGUUUUAGACACAGCCAUCCAACAUAGACUCCCUGUCUCCGACAUUCUUCAAGUUUUAAUUGCCGAAGGACUUGAAAUUAUGAGUUGCAUUACGACUAAAGUAAAUGAGAGGUACCUUCAUACCAUUGAAUGCCAAGUUGUUGAAAAUGACGGCUGCUAUCCAAGCAUCGAUGUGUUUGAGCUUCGACAUCAGUUAAUCAAUUUAGAAUAUUUACCUUUAGAAUAGAAAA
This is a messenger RNA of Cucurbita maxima (winter squash), 712 nucleotides long. Its product is annotated as transcription factor bHLH120-like. The coding region runs from base 1 to 708 and encodes 235 amino acids. The record is from RefSeq and is a predicted model, not a curated record. Gene Ontology annotation, molecular function: DNA-binding transcription factor activity, RNA polymerase II-specific; RNA polymerase II transcription regulatory region sequence-specific DNA binding; protein dimerization activity. The transcript has 2 exons. Gene Ontology annotation, cellular component: RNA polymerase II transcription regulator complex. Lineage: Eukaryota; Viridiplantae; Streptophyta; Magnoliopsida; Cucurbitales; Cucurbitaceae. Gene Ontology annotation, biological process: regulation of transcription by RNA polymerase II.